Messenger RNA from Eufriesea mexicana, 3216 nucleotides. Its product is annotated as rho GTPase-activating protein 44. Gene Ontology annotation, molecular function: GTPase activator activity; protein binding. Gene Ontology annotation, biological process: signal transduction; regulation of actin cytoskeleton organization; positive regulation of GTPase activity. The transcript has 9 exons. Gene Ontology annotation, cellular component: intracellular anatomical structure; cytoplasm. NCBI's taxonomy places the organism in Eukaryota, Metazoa, Arthropoda, Insecta, Hymenoptera, Apidae. Bases 562 to 3216 code for a protein of 884 amino acids. The record is from RefSeq and is a predicted model, not a curated record.
UGGCCGACUGCGGAUAGUAAAAACUUGUUGGUUGUCCCGUUAUCGAAUUUCCUGAUAAAUAUCUAAAAGCUAUAUUAAAGGAAAAAAUCAAAAUUGACACGUAAUUAAAGUUGUACUAAAAAAUGAAUAGUAUACAAAUUUUUAUUCGGUUUCGUGCAUGCAUUAAACAACCAAUGGUGAACAAGGAAAUAAAAUGCCGCGAUUAAAAUUUGUGAGGUUUUGACACGUUUACAAAUUCAAGAUCCAAGUGGUGAAUCUUGAAAGGAUUUUUGAGAGUGGAAACUCAUUAAUAUUACAGAAGGAUAUACUGAUCAGAACGUGCUAUUUGUUCAUAGAGGGUGUGAGAUCAUUGUACAAACAUUAUGACGAAUUGCUGCCUCUGGAAUGAUACGAAGGAUUCUCCCUAUUUUUUUUGUCGUCUGCAUUUCUUUAGUGUUUUAUAAUUAUAUUAAACAUGUGUGCUUGUGAAUGUCAUUAUAAUUAACAAGUGACAAGUGAUUAUAAUCCGAUACAUUAAAGUAUAACUUUAUUUACAUAAUAAGCGUUAGGUGCUUAUCAACCAUGAAGAAACAAUUCUUCAGAGUUAAACAGCUCGCUGAUCAAACAUUUUCUAGAGCUGGUAAGACAGAAGUACUCACAGAUGAUUUACAAGCUGCAGACAAACAUGUAGAUCAAAUUAGAAUGGCUCUCAUUGGAUUAAGUAAAAGGCUUGGUAAUCCACCGAAUCAAGCUAUGACACAAGAUCCUGCACUCAAGGAAAAGCGAUUGAAAAAAUGCCCAGAGUAUAUAUUAGGACAAACAAUGUUGGAAAAUGCUCCUGACGAUGGUCUCAUGGGUUUUACUUUAUCAGGAUGUGGUCGUGCACAGAUGCAUUUAGCAAAUGAAGCAAUUGAACAUGAAGCAAAAGUUGAACAAUAUGUUGCAAUUCCUCUUCAGCACAUUUUAGAUACAGAUGUACCAAAUAUAUUAAAACAUAAACGAAAUUUAGCUCGAUUAAUCUUAGACAUGGAUAGUGUGAGGACAAGAUACCAACAAGCCAGUAAACAUAGUGCUAGUGCAGGUGCAGCAAAAGUUGAUAAUCUAAGAGAAGAAUUAGAAGAAGCAGAAGCUAAAGUUGAACAAUGUAGAGAUCAAUUGGCUGCAGAAAUGUUUCAACUUAUGUCACGAGAAACUGAAUUAGCACACACUAUCAUACAAUAUGUGAAACUUCAAAGAGCUUAUCAUGAGAGUGCACUACAUUGCCUUGAAGAACUUAUUCCUGGAUUAGAAAGUUACAUUAAUGAUAAUGAAAUGAAACCAGUUUAUGGCUAUCCUCUAGAGGAACAUCUCAGAGUAACCAACAGAAAAAUUGCAUUACCUAUUCAAUUAUGUGUAUCUGCAUUGCUAAGAUUAGGUAUGGAAGAAGAAGGCCUUUUUAGAAUAGCUGGUGCUGCAUCAAAAUCACGACGAAUUAAAUUAAGUUUAGAUGCAUGUUGUUUGACAUUACCAACUGCUCUGGAAUAUAAAGAUCCACAUGUAAUUGCUGGUGCAUUAAAGUCUUAUUUACGAGAAUUACCUGAGCCUCUUCUAACUUAUAAAUUGUACCCUGAAUGGAUGGCAGCUGCAAAAAUAACCCAAAAUGAAACAAGAUUGAGGUCCCUUUGGGAAGUGCUACAUAAAUUACCACCAGCAAAUUUAGAAAAUUUACGAUUUUUAAUCAAAUUUUUGGCUGUACUCACUAAAAAUCAAGAUGUGAAUAAAAUGUCACCACAAAAUAUUGCAAUUGUGAUUGCACCAAAUUUAAUAUGGAGUCCACAAGAGGAUGUAAAUACAAUGGUAAUGAACAUGAGCACAGCUAAUAAUUCUAGUCUUAUAGUUGAUCUGUUAAUUACAUACGCAGAUUGGUUUUUUCCUGGUGAAAUUGAUUUUGAUCGUGAUUUGGAGAUUGGUAUCAUAAAUGGUUCAGAAAAUCAAAGCACUAAUAUGCGUCGUUGCAUUUCUAAUAGUAGUCUUAGCGAUCAUGGUGAAAGUCCUCCACAAGGUAGUCCGAAACCAGCAGCCCGCAGAAAAAAUAAACCAGCUCCGACGCCACCGAGUAGUACUACUCCAGACAAACACGAUAAGAAAUCUGAUGACAAACCACCACCCACACCAGAUAAACCUCCUAGACCUUUAACAUCAGCAACUCUUAAUCGCAUGACAUCUAAAACUCAAAAGCAUGAAACAGUAAAUAAUGAAUUAAUAGUUAAACAUGACAAUAAUACUGAAAAACAAGAUGGAUAUACAGAAACAGAAACUAAACAGCACAGUAUUGAAGUAAAUGCACUUGAUUCCUCAUCCCUUAACUGUUCAGAACACAUUAAUGAAAUACAAGAAGAUAUACAUAAUAUGAAUACAGAAACUGAAAAGGCCAAUAAUCAAGAUGUCCAAAAAUAUGAAAAAAAGUUAAAUGCUCCUAUUGCUUUUGAAAGGAGUACUGCAGAAAAUGCAUUGUGCAAUAAAUCUGUCAUAGAACUUGAAAAUUCAGAGAGUUCUACAAACAAAUUAAAAGCAAUUCCAGCUGAAAGACCACCUCCUUCUACAUUGGAAAGACGUAGACCAGUAGCUGCCCCAAGAAGUAUAACCAAUAUAGUACAUAAUAUAGAAGAAAUCGUUGAAUUACGUAAGAAGCCAGAUGCUGUGUGUACGAGCACGCUUGAUAGAAGCAGUAAACCAGCCAUACCAGAGCGACCAGCUGGAUUAAUACGACCUUCAAGCCUCAUUAAACAACAACCACGCCACAGUAAUGAAAACUUAGACACUGAAGCAGGGCCUUUAACUUUGGAAAGAGCUCAUGUAUAUUCAGUGGACAAACAACAGGUCAGUAUAAUACAAGUGCGUGGAAAUGGCAAUGUGUUCUGCACCUCGGACAACAACAAUGGCAACGCGGCUUCGAACUUACAGAGAAGUCCCAGUGUAGGUAGUCGACCUUCGUCUAUGUCCUUGUACGGUGAGCGACCGGAAAAACCAGCCAAAUUGAAUGCACCAGAACAAGCAAAAGCUCACGUGCGAACCAGAUCCGAAGGGAACAUUAUCGAUGUGCAAACUCAGACUGAGACGGUAAUAGUAGUUAAAUCACCGCAACAACCUGUUCCGGCUUCUCCAAGAUUUCAUCCAAGGCCUCCACGGCCACAACCUCCACCGCCACCUCCACCCACCAUACGAAUAAAAUUGGAACACGAAAGUACUAAUCUCUAG